Messenger RNA from Rotaria sp. Silwood1, 258 nucleotides. The record is from the annotation of a GenBank genome assembly. Lineage: Eukaryota; Metazoa; Rotifera; Eurotatoria; Philodinida; Philodinidae.
AUGUUUGCAUUUAAUGAUCAUUCAAUUGUAAAAAAAGUUGUAAGCUUUUUACCUCAAGUUGGUGUUGGUGGUCGUAAUGGUUUACCACAACAACGACGAACAUCAUUAGCAUCAUCAAAACAAUUAUUUCGUUCAGCAAAUAUGACACAACGAUGGCAAAGACGAGAAAUUUCAAAUUUUGAAUAUCUUAUGUAUCUUAUAAUACGAUUGCAGCUUGUUGGUGCAUUAAAUCCUACAAGAAAAUCAUUUUUUUAUUGA